Molecule: messenger RNA, 404 nt
Organism: Cricetulus griseus (Chinese hamster)
Lineage: Eukaryota; Metazoa; Chordata; Mammalia; Rodentia; Cricetidae
Source: RefSeq, a predicted model, not a curated record
GCGCCGACAUACCCCCGCCGCCGCCAUGCCCAAAGGAAAGGCUGAAGGGGAUACUAAAGGAGAUAAAGCCAAGGUGAAAGACGAGCCACAGAGAAGAUCUGCAAGGUUGUCUGCUAAACCUGCUCCUCCAAAGCCAGAGCCAAAGCCUAAAAAGGCCCCGGCAAAGAGGUGCGAGAAGGUACCCAAGGGGAAAAAGGGCAAAGCAGAUGCUGGCAAGGAUGCAAAUAACCCUGCUGAAAAUGGAGACACCAAAACAGACCAGGCACAAAAAGCUGAAGGUGCUGGUGAUGCCAAGUGAAAUGUGUGCAUUUUUGAUAACUGUGUACUUCUGGUGACUGUACAGUUUGAAAUAUGAUUUUUUAUCAAGUUUUAUAAAAAUGCAGAAUUUUGUAUUACUUUUUUUU